GUUGUAAAAUAUUCCUAUAUUCUCAUAAAAGUAAUUAAUACAUACAUUAGUUUUUCUUUGCCAACAAUACUUUGCUUUCUGACAAAACAAUGCUUCUCUCAAAAUGAAGUAAACAAAUAAUGACUUCUCCUACAUGUUCAACUAAAAAAAAAAAAGAUACAAGUUUCUCUUAUGUUAUACACAUUUAUAACACCUAUAUAUCAAUCAUCAAAUGUUUCUACACUUUAUGUUUUUUUCAUCAACAACAUAUUCUUAUUUGCAUUCAUCUGAAGUUUAAUGAAGGAAGGAGAUAUAUCUUACACAAAUGCCAAGAGAAAUGAUGGUGAAUUACGCGAUAUCGUGCAAGAAGAAGAAGAAGAUCUUGCACAAUCAAUUGAUGAGAGGAUGAAAGAUGUCUCAAGUUUUCGACGUUUCAACAGAGUUCCUGAGGAACUUAAAAAGGGAAGUGAAUGUAGUUACUCUCCUAAAUUAGUCUCAAUAGGUCCUUUUCAUCAUGGAGUUGAUAACCUUAAAACUAUGGAGGAACAUAAGUGGUGUUAUCUCAACACACUUGUGAGUAGAAAACCAGUAAACACACAAACCAUAUUAGAUAAAUGUGUGAAAACACUAAGAAAUUUAGAGGAUAAAGCAAGAAAAUGCUAUGGUGAAAACACAUUUGAACAAAUUGGAAGUAAUGAGUUUGUUCAAAUGAUGUUACUUGAUAGUUGUUUUCUCAUUGAGCUCUUUAUCAAGUUUGUUAUAAAGGGUUUUCGACGUAGAGAUGAUAUACUCUUUAUCAACUAUGACAUGUUUUUCCGUCUUAGAUGUGACUUGAUUCUACUCGAAAAUCAGAUACCAUUCUUUAUCCUUCACCAAAUGUUCAACUUAGUUCCAAUUCCUAAAGAAUGUACUUACUCCCUCAUGCAACUUGCUUUACUCUUCUUUAGAAAACUGAUUCCUGGUGAAGGACUAGUAACUAUAGAGAAAUUUGGUCCUAGUGUUCACCAUAUACUCGACUUGAUUCAUCAUUGUUAUCUUCCAACGAGUCCACAAGUUCACUCGAAUGGAACACAAAAGCAUAUGCAUAAUGUGUUACAUCUUCACGACGUAGGGAUCAAGUUCAAGAGAGCAAUAAGUGAUAGUGUCAUGAAUGUAAGGUUCACUAAAGGCAGAGUCUUGGAAAUUCCAUCAUUGAAAAUACAUAGCUACUCUGAGAUUUUGUUCAAGAAUAUGGUGGCAUUGGAGCAAUGUGGAACCUUUAGAAGUGGAACAAAGCACGUUGCGUCUUACGUUUACCUCAUGAAAAGUCUUGUAAGGUCUGCAGAUGAUGCAAGUUAUUUGACAGAUAGAGAGAUUUUGGAUAGCAGUAUGUAUAAUGAUGAUGAGAUAUUUCAACUGAUGAUGAGGCUUCAUGUGGAGUUUGAUGUCAAGGAUUUUUACUAUAGUGGACUUUGUGAGAAAGUUAAUGGAUAUAAGAAGAAAAAUAAGUGGAAAAAAUGCAGCCAAAAAUUUAGCAAUGUAUAUAAGAAGACUGCCAAAAGAAUUUCAUGCUAACAAUUUUUUUUUUUCUUUAGUAGUUUUAUGUUUUUGCUGCAAUUUUAGUUUCUUUUGUUUGCUUUUUUAUUGCACCAUACUUGAGAAAUUAUUAU
Molecule: messenger RNA, 1628 nt
Organism: Solanum pennellii
Lineage: Eukaryota; Viridiplantae; Streptophyta; Magnoliopsida; Solanales; Solanaceae
Product: UPF0481 protein At3g47200-like
Exons: 2
Coding region: 277-1533 (418 amino acids)
Source: RefSeq, a predicted model, not a curated record